This is a messenger RNA of Aspergillus fischeri NRRL 181, 2187 nucleotides long. RefSeq names its product UTP25 family protein. Gene Ontology annotation, biological process: maturation of SSU-rRNA from tricistronic rRNA transcript (SSU-rRNA, 5.8S rRNA, LSU-rRNA). The transcript is spliced from 5 exons. Lineage: Eukaryota; Fungi; Ascomycota; Eurotiomycetes; Eurotiales; Aspergillaceae. Gene Ontology annotation, cellular component: nucleolus; small-subunit processome. Gene Ontology annotation, molecular function: rRNA binding; U3 snoRNA binding. The coding region runs from base 1 to 2187 and encodes 728 amino acids. The record is from RefSeq and is a predicted model, not a curated record.
AUGCCGCCUGUACGCAAUAGAGGUGGUAGAUUCAGCAGAGGACGUGGCAAAGGGCCCAGGGGCCAAACCAACAGACGGAAUGGCUUCACCACCUCGCGAGUCGAAGACGUAGAACCGGAGGAUCAUUCCGAUAAUGAAUCGCACCUCAGCCACGAGCCUGCUGGAGAUGAAAUGGACCACGAAACCCAAAUGGACGAUGUCUCGUCCGAUAGCGACGACGACGAAGCCCAGCAGACAGCUCGUCCGUACAACGAAUUGAUCCAAUUGCUGCAAGUAAAUGCGGAACCUAAAGGCCCCGCUAGGAAGAGGAGAAAGGUUGAACACAACGGUGGAGAGAAGAGAGAUGCCGUGCCCGCCGCGAACGGAGAAGAGGACGAUGCGGUCCUACUAGGAGACGAUGAUUUGCAAGAGCAGGAGCCGUCUGACGAAGAAGAAGAAGAUCACCCAAAGGAAGCGGACGGCAAAUAUGAGAGCGAUGACGAAGAAGAUGCAAACGACCCUUUUGAGACUCAUUUUUCGGCAGUAGACGAGAGCGAGCUGGCCUUGAAGAUUAAAUCAGCAGAAGAAAAGAAAUGGAAAAACACGAAGAAGGAAAUCGGUAGCGGGCUGAAGUUGGUACGCGCUAUUCCCGACAUUGGCGAGGGCGAUGUAUCCUUGCUACCAGCAAUGAAGCACUUUUCAAUCGUCAAGCUCAAGAAGAAACUUUAUGGCCCUGCCACAGAGCGGAUCCCAGCAAUCAGCGGUGACGCUCAGCAUAUCGCGCCUUACAUCUUCGGCUAUCAAGAUGUUUUAUACGGAGCCCGAACGACAUCGAACUCGAGCGCGAUGCGGGAUAUUCUAGCCGUUCAUGCGGUCAACCACAUCCUGAAGACACGGGACCGGGUGCUGAAGAACAACUCUCGCAUUGCCAAAGAACAGGACGCAGACCUGGACCUUCGGGACCAGGGCUUUACCAGACCGAAGGUGCUCUACCUUUUGCCGACGAGACAAGCUUGCGUUCGAGCGGUCGAGUCCAUAACACGCUUCUUCCAGCCGGAGCAGCAAGAGAACAAGAAGCGGUUCUUGGACUCAUUUUCUGCAGCAGACGACAAAUCCUGGGAAAACAAACCUGAGGAUUUUCGGGAGCUUUUCGGCGGCAACGAUGAUGACAUGUUCCGGCUGGGUCUCAAAUUCACUCGCAAGACCAUGAAGUACUUUUCGCAAUUCUACAAUUCGGAUAUAAUCUUGGCGAGUCCCCUGGGUCUACGCACAAUCAUGGACCAGGCUGACGCGAAAAAGCGUGACCACGACUUCUUGUCCUCAGUCGAACUGGUGAUAGUUGACCACGCCGAUGCUCUGCUCAUGCAGAACUGGGACCACGUGGGCUACAUUCUCGAUCAUCUCAAUCUACAGCCCAAAGAGGCUCACGGGUGUGAUUUCAGUCGUGUGCGAACGUGGUACUUGGACAACCAUGCCCGAUUUGUCCGCCAGAUGAUCGUCUCUGCUUCAUUUAUCACACCCGAGAUCAACUCCUUAUUCUCUACACAUAUGCAGAACUUCGCAGGAAAGAUCAAGGUGACGCCGGUGUACGCGGGAGCUAUCUCCGAGGUGCCCCUCCCAGUAUCCGUCAAGCAGACCUUUUCGCGGUUCGACAGUCUCACGCCGACCAAAGACCCGGACGCGCGGUUCAAGCAUUUCACCACGACGGUGCUCUCAUCCUUGGUGCGAAACAUCACCUCAAGCCGGGACAAGAGCAGUGCGGGAGGUACCUUGAUCUUCAUCCCGUCGUACUUGGACUUUGUGCGGGUGCGCAACUACUUUGCAACAUCGUCGCAAACCACCAACGUCUCGUUCGGGGCGAUCUCAGAAUAUAGCGAGGUCCGGGAGAUGACACGGGCACGCACACACUUCAUGAACGGGCGGCAUUCAGUGCUGCUGUACACGGAGCGCUUGCACCAUUUCCGUCGGUACCAGAUCCGGGGCGUGAAGCGGAUUGUGAUGUAUGGUGUGCCGGAGAACCCGCUCUUCUGGGGAGAGAUUGUGGGGUUCUUGGGCUUGGAUCCGGCGGGCGUCGUGGACGCGGCGGAGGGAGGCGUGCGGGCCUUGUUUUCCAGGUGGGAUGCGCUGAAGCUGGAGCGCAUCGUGGGGACGAAACGAGUAGGCAAUAUGUUACGGGAGAAGGGAGGAGAUACCUUUACUUUUGUAUAG